ACCAGGGCUCGAGCCCGUGUUCCCUGCGUUGGCAGGCGGAUUCCCAAUCACUGCGCCACCAGGGAAGCCUCAACUUCAUUUCUGACUUCUAGUAUUCACAUCCAGUUCUUUCUUCCCCACAAAUUUUUAUUAGUAAAUGAUUUAUAAACGCAAAAGGUUACAGGUGAGAGCAUAUCAUCCAUACAUUAAUUUACCCAGAAAAUAUUUAUUCAGCGCCCAUGUCAGGGAGCUUUCUAGGUACAGGGCGUUUACAGUUUAUUGGGGAGGACAGGAAAAAAAAAAAAAGGUACAGUAGAUCAGAUAGUGCAAAGAGUUAUGGAGAAAAAUAACAGAGGAUAAGGUUAUUUGUUAGGUUAGGUGUGUGUUUGCGAGGAUGGGGAGGGGGUGAUGCUAUUUUCUGCAAGGGGGUCAGGGACCGGCUCUCUGACAGGUGGUUUCUGAACAUUGCAGGCACUGGGACCGGCAAAUGCAAAGGCCUAGAGUCAGGAGAGUGCUGGGCCGGCAAGAGAGGGCCUGUGUGGCUGGAAAGGGGCGUGCAGAGAGCAGAGGAGCGGGACAUGACUUCGGAGAGCAAGUGCGGCCCCCCGGCCAGGAUGCCCGCGCUCUACCCAGCCCUACCGGGUCCUUGGCUGCGCGCCGCACCCAACAUGGUGGCCGCGCGGGACUCGCCCGCGAGAUAGCGGAAGUGCGUAUCGGCGGGCGCCGGAAGUAGAGAGCGGCCCGCCCCUGCCCCGGGUCUCUGUGGAGCCUCUGACGCGCCGGCUUUGAGCAUCCCUGGCCAGCCAGGCGGGAGGCGCCGGAGCUGUGGCUCCGGCGGCAGCGGCUCGUCCCGCCCUCGACAUGGCCAGCAUCGGAGAGGACGCAGCCAGCGCCGGCGAUGUGCCCCCUGCAGCAGCCGCGGUGGCAGAUGGUGCCCACCUCCUGGGCUUCUCGGACGAGAUCCUCCUGCACAUCCUGAGCCACGUCCCCAGCAUAGACUUGAUCCUGAACGUCCGGCGCACCUGCCGGAAGCUCGCAGCACUGUGCCUGGACAAGAGCCUCACCCACACGGUGCUGCUGCAGAAGGACUAUGAGGCCAGCGAGGACAAGGUGAAGCAGCUGGUGACGGAGAUCGGCUGGGAGAUCCAGCAGCUCAGCAUGGCCGGCUGCUACUGGCUGUCGGGCAGCACGGUGGAGCACGUGGCCCGCUGCCGCGGCCUGGUGAAGGUGAACCUCUCGGGCUGCCACCUGACCUCCCUGCGCCUCUCCAAGGUUCUGUCGGCCCUGCAGCGCCUGCGCUCCCUGGCCAUUGACGUGAGCCCCGGCUUCGACGCCAGCCAGCUGAGCGGUGAGUGCAAGGCCACGCUGAGCCGUGUGCGGGAGCUCAAGCAGACGCUGUACACGCCCUCGUACGGCGUGGUGCCCUGCUGUACCAGCCUCGAGAAACUGCUGCUGUACUUCGAGAUCCUGGACCGCACGCGCGAGGGCGCCGUGCUCUCGGGCCAGCUCAUGGUGGGCCAGAGCAACGUGCCGCGCUAUCAGCACCUGCGCGUCUUCUACGCCCGCCUGGCCCCCGGCUACAUCAACCAGGAGGUGGUGCGCCUUUACCUGGCUGUGCUCAGCGACCGCACGCCCGAGAACCUGCACGCCUUCCUCAUCUCCGUGCCCGGCAGCUUUGCUGAGAGCGGGGCCACCAAGAACCUCCUGGAGUCCAUGGCCCGCAACGUGGCGCUGGACGCGCUGCAGCUGCCCAAGUCCUGGCUCAACGGCUCGGCCCUCCUCCAGCACAUGAAGUUCAGCAGCCCCUUCUACUUCAGCUUCAGCCGCUGUGCCCUGUCCGGCGGCCACCUGAUCCGGCGCGUCAUCGACGGCGGCAGGGACCUCCGGAGCCUGGCUGGCCUGAACCUCAGCGGCUGUGCGCACUGCCUGGCGCCCGACUCCCUGCUGCGCAAGGCAGAGGACGACAUCGAUAGUGGCAUCCUGGAGACGCUGGUGGCAGCCUGUGGCAACCUGCGACACCUCAACCUCUCGGCUGCCCACCACCACAGCCCCGAGGGCCCCGGCCGGCACCUGUGCCAGCUGCUGGCACGGCUCUGCCACCUGCGCUCCCUGUCGCUGCCCGUCUGCGCCGUCGCUGACUCGGCGCCGCGGGCCGACCGCGCGCCCGUCCAGCCUGCCACGCACGCUGUGCCCCGCGGCUUCGGCAAGAAGGUCCGCAUCGGCGUGCCGUCCGGCCCCGACCCUUUCUCCGGGCAGGCGGGCCCCCUGCCGUCCUCUGUGUUCUGGUCGCUGCUGAAGAGCGUGCCCUUCCUGGACCGCCUCGAGCUGAUUGGGUCCAACUUCUCGUCUGCCAUGCCGCGCAAUGAGCCCGCCAUCCGCAACUCGCUCCCCCCCUGCGGCCGGGCACAGAGCGUGGGGGACUCGGAGGUGGCCGCCAUCGGCCAGCUGGCCUUCCUGAGGCACCUGACGCUGGCCCAGCUGCCCAGCAUCCUGACAGGCUCCGGGCUGGUCAGCAUCGGCGUCCAGUGCCAGCAGCUCCAGUCCCUGUCCCUGGCCCACCUGGGCACGAUGGGCAAGGUGGCCUACACUUCGGCCCUCGCGGACAUGCUGAAGCACUGCAAGCGGCUGAAGGACUUCAGGCUGGAGCAGCCCUACUUCAGCGCCAACGCCCAGUUCUUCCAGGCGCUGAGCCAGUGCUCUGCGUUGCAGCGCCUGUGCCUGGUGUCCCGCAGUGGCACCCUACAGCCCGAGGCCGUGCUGGCCUUCAUGGCGCGCUGUCUGCACGUGGUCGUGUGCCACCUGUUCACCGGCGAGUCGCUCAGCACCUGCCGGAGCCUGCAGCAGUCCCUCCUCCGCAGCCUCUCCCUUCAGCAGCAGACGGCCUGGCUCUCCAUUCCCUGAGCUGUGUUUGCUGAUUUGUCCCGUCCCCCCGGUGUGCGCGUGGGGCAGCUGCUCUGCUCCUGGGGGGUGGCACCUGGGUCGCCCCAUCAAACACCGUCUUCGAAUGACCUGGGGCCGGCCUCUUCUCGUCUCCCUCAGCCUGGCCAUGUUCCUGUCUCUCACUGCCUCGGACUCCACUUUGCGUUCACCCCACAUCCUGCGUGGCUUGCUUCCUUGUUUUUCUGGUGUUCGAAGCCUUACUGAAGUCGGAGGGGCAGAGCUCUUGUGAGGGCCACCCCUCAGCCUCCUCCUGUCCCCACCCCCCCGCAUUGUCCCCACCCCCCCGUACCCAGAGACAAAUGUUCCCGGUUCUCAGUUACCCUUCCUAUGUUUCUUUUGUAGGAUUAGCAGGUACACAAAUGUUUUCCCGAUCCCCUUUCUUUUACUCAGUUUGCUUUUUCAUUUAAUAAUGUAUCUUGGAAAUCGCUCAUUCUCAGUUCAUCCAGCUGUUGCUCAUUCUUUUUACAGCCCUGCGUUAAAAAGAAAUCCUGGUAAAGUACGCAUAACAAAAUUUACCAUUUUAACUGUUUUGGUUUUUUUCCAUUUUAAGUGUUUUCACCAUUCCAAACUGAAACUCUGUCCCCAUUAAACAUUAACCCCCCCCCUCCCCCAGCCCCUGGCGCCCACCCUUCUACUUCCUGUCUCUACUCCAGGGACCUCCUAUAAGUAUAACCAUAUAGCAUUCGUCCUUUGCGUUUGGCUUUUUCUGUGUUGCUUUGACAUUUGAGAGACUUAAAAGAUAGACAUAAAGGAUCAUCAUAUAUUGAUUAAAAUAAAGCCACUUUGGCUCCCUGAACCUCCAGUAUGAGUUUACUUUUUAAAUUUUAGAAGUCCAUCCAAGUAUCCAUGAGAAGCACAGUUUUGUUUCCCUGUGUCCCAGCGUCCCUGAAUGUGUAAUGUUGCAUCUGGGUGUGCAGCCUGUGUUGUCCACCCAGCAUUGUUUUGAGAUCUGCCAUGUGUGGCUCCCGUGGAGCUAGUGUGUUCCUGCUAAGUGCUGUGUGUGGCAGCCCCCCACGCGGAUUCAUCAUGCCGUGUGUCUGUUCUGUUGAGGGAGAUCCUGGUGGUUUCCACCGUUUCUCUGCUCUAGUGAAUAUCCUCGUGCGGGCUUUCCUGGGUGCCGCUGCGCAGGUCCCUAGAAGCGGCACUGUAGGGUGUGUUCGGGAGAUUGCCCAGUUGCUUGCUCUCCAGGACGGUUCUCCUAAGCCCGGCUUCCCUGUGGGCGUGAGUGUUCUUGGCCCACGUCCUUGCUCAUGCGAGACACUGCCAGACUCUCCCGGGGCUACCGGGUGAGCGUGUCCUCCUGCCGUGUGAGCUUGUGUCGCGUCUGUUUCCAAGGAGCUUCGCUUGAUGUGCUAAUUGCCCGGUAUCGUCUCCUCGUUUGUGACCAUCUCUUCACAUCCCUUGGGGACUCUACUGUGGGGUUCCUUUCGGGAGGGGGUGGGGGACUUGGGACCAGCGAGCCUGUGCUGCGGCCGCCUGUGCUGGCGCCUGUCGUGGGCCCCUGGCCUCGAGUCCUGAGGCUGCUUCUGUCCUCCCGGCUUUCCCUGCCCACUGUGUUCACUGUUGAUUCAGGUUACAGCUGUGGGUUUAACGCCAUCCUGCACUGGCGCCCGUAUACCCUAAGCUUCCUCUUAAAUCUGCCACCUCUCCUGUGCCUUGGUCUGAGAACCUAGGCAGCAAAGCCUCUUGGUUUGUGUGCAAAAUACAGCUCCGUGGGCUUUGAGUGAUGGCUAUGGGGAAUCUCCCUGGCGACUGCCAGACGUGAACUUGACUGCUGCGUGUGCAGAAGGUUCAAAGACUUCCUGUAAAUGCAGGUCCCGCUGGGUGUUAACUGAGCGAGUUGCCAGAUACCUUUGGUCAAGUGAGUAUUUACUGUCUGUCCAGCAGGAGGUGGUGACUUGGCUUUGCCUGAGAUCUGUAGGGAAGCAGUUCAGUGAGGUGGUGUCCGCAGGGUCCACUCGGGCGGGCUCCGCCACGUUCUGUGACUUCUCUCACCUGUGUGCCUCUGCAGUGCUCUGGAGCUUCUCCUGGCCCAAGGCGGCCUCUGUGAGGGCCGCUGAUGUCAAGUGCAGAGACCCUUGGGAUUUCUGAGCCUUCCAACUCACACUGGAGAAGUCGGGGAGGGGGUGGAACUUAUGUCUCCGAAUAAUUGACUGCAGUUCCCUGAUAUCAGGUCACUUACCUCUGUCUUAGGUUGACCUCAGAUGGCUCAUCUGGAGUCAACCGUAGUGAGGGCUGAUGGCCGUGCGCCCGCUGGCCAGCUCUGCUGACGUCCUUUGAGAUGCCAAG
Aethalodelphis obliquidens (Pacific white-sided dolphin) is the source of this 5208-nucleotide messenger RNA. RefSeq names its product F-box and leucine rich repeat protein 18 (gene FBXL18). Gene Ontology annotation, biological process: SCF-dependent proteasomal ubiquitin-dependent protein catabolic process. Bases 841 to 2880 code for a protein of 679 amino acids. The transcript has 5 exons. Lineage: Eukaryota; Metazoa; Chordata; Mammalia; Artiodactyla; Delphinidae. Gene Ontology annotation, molecular function: protein binding. Gene Ontology annotation, cellular component: SCF ubiquitin ligase complex. The record is from RefSeq and is a predicted model, not a curated record.